AACUAUAGGAGAUUAUGAUGAGACCAUAAAUUGAAUCAGUGAUUCCCAACCUCGAUUAACUCCAACGAGAAAUAAUUAAAGGCAGUAUUUAUUUGAUUAGAUAAAAGAGAGAAAAAGAAGUGGGGAAUCGCGGGCUUGACAGGGACUGCAGUGAAACAUGACGUAAGCAUUGUCCCCUGGAACACCAAGCCUCACUAGGUGGGGACAGUGAAAAAGAGAUAUCAUAAAUUUCAAUACCUAAUCUUACCUUCACCUCCUGCAUGAUCUCAUUUUUAUUCCUUACCUCUCUGAUCUCUAGCUCUUUAAGAGUCCUUUUGGUCAGUAUCUCCACAAAGCCUCUUCCUACAUCUACAAAUUUCAAAUUGGCUCUUCAGUGAAAUUGUGGGGAGGGAAGAGAAAAAAAAGAUUUCUGCAUAAUUCCAACAGCCAGCAGAAUGAGAAGUGAUGAGGAUGGCAGCCGGGGAACCUCACUACUCGAUCAAGGUGAGUGGUUGAGUUUGAGCUUAGGAAAAAACUCGCCUUCAACAUCUAAAGAAUCUGAGUCACAGACAAGACCUAGCAAGGUUUUUUCGUGUAACUUCUGCAUGAGGAAGUUCUACAGUUCACAGGCUCUGGGAGGCCACCAGAAUGCUCAUAAGAGGGAAAGAGGAGCUGUGAGACAGUAUCAGUCCCAGAGGAUGAUGACCAUGAUGGCUUUACCUAUCAACAAUCCCAUGUUCAAAUCUCUUGGCAUGGUUCCCCACUCACUUGUGAAUAAAACAGGCAGAGAAAUAAAUACAACUGUGGGAAGGUUCAGCGAGGCUAGUGCAGGAUUUCAAAUGACAUCGCGUCCCAAUCCAGUAGAUGAAGGAUUUGACUUGAAAUGGCCAGGAAGUUUUCGACUAAAUCCAUAUCAAUCAGAAGACCAGGCCUCAAAUACAAAUAAGAUUGAUCUGAAUCUUAAGCUGUAAUAAUUCCACUCAUCUAUUGCAAAUUAUUUAGUAUCCUCUCCUGUAACAGCUUCAGCUUGGUUCAUCAGCAGUACAUGAACUGAUUGUAUGAUCUGCGACCACCUGUUUAGAGGAAAAGAUCCUAGAGAAGUAGUGCUCCUAAAAUGUCACGAUUUCCAGCUUAAACCUGUCAUAUGAAUGAUACCUAAGAUGUAAUAUGUACUUUUCAGUUACGUCUAUUCCUACUGCACUUAGAACAAGUUUUUAAUGUCCUACUCUCUCGCAAAUAGUGAAAGAAGGUUAUUUUUUUUUGAUAAUGAAAAAGAAAGAGUUAUAGUGAAAGAA
This is a messenger RNA of Lycium ferocissimum, 1274 nucleotides long. RefSeq names its product zinc finger protein 4-like. The record is from RefSeq and is a predicted model, not a curated record. Lineage: Eukaryota; Viridiplantae; Streptophyta; Magnoliopsida; Solanales; Solanaceae. The transcript has a single exon. The coding region runs from base 435 to 950 and encodes 171 amino acids.